AUGGAGCAAUCGGUUUUGGAUGACAUAAUCAAUCGCCUCCUCGAAGUUCGUACUCGACCGGGGAAGCAGGUCCAGCUAUCGGAGUCCGAGAUCCGUCAACUCUGCGUCGUUUCCAGAGAGAUUUUCUUGCAACAACCUAAUUUAUUGGAGCUCGAAGCUCCUAUUAAGAUUUGUGGUGAUGUACAUGGGCAAUAUUCUGAUCUCUUGAGGCUUUUUGAGUACGGUGGAUUACCUCCCGAAGCCAACUACUUGUUUUUGGGGGAUUAUGUGGAUAGAGGGAAACAGAGUUUAGAAACAAUUUGCCUUCUCCUUGCUUAUAAAAUAAAAUAUCCUGAGAACUUUUUCCUGUUAAGGGGAAACCAUGAAUGUGCUUCUAUAAACCGGAUAUAUGGCUUCUAUGAUGAGUGCAAGAGAAGGUUCAAUGUAAGGUUAUGGAAGACAUUUACAGAGUGCUUCAAUUGUCUGCCAGUGGCCGCCCUUGUUGAUGAAAAGAUUUUGUGUAUGCAUGGAGGACUUUCUCCUGACUUACAUAAUUUGGAUCAGAUUAGAAAUCUACCGAGGCCCACAGAUGUUCCUGAUACAGGUUUGCUUUGUGAUCUCCUUUGGUCUGAUCCAAACAAAGAAAUUCAAGGAUGGGGAAUGAAUGAUAGAGGAGUUUCAUAUACAUUUGGUGCUGAUAAGAUCUCAGAGUUUCUUCAGAAACAUGAUCUUGAUCUUGUUUGUCGAGCGCAUCAGGUUGUGGAAGAUGGAUACGAGUUCUUUGCUAAUCGACAGCUUGUAACAAUAUUUUCAGCGCCUAAUUAUUGUGGGGAGUUUGAUAAUGCCGGCGCUAUGAUGAGCGUUGAUGAAACACUAAUGUGCUCUUUCCAAAUAUUAAAACCAGCUGAUAAAAAGGCUAAGCACAAUUUUGGCAGUACAACCACUGCUAAGCCUGGAAACUCCCCAGCAGGUGUAAAGUCCUUCCUGGGAGCGAAAACAUGA
Molecule: messenger RNA, 981 nt
Organism: Sphenostylis stenocarpa
Lineage: Eukaryota; Viridiplantae; Streptophyta; Magnoliopsida; Fabales; Fabaceae
Source: the annotation of a GenBank genome assembly